AUGCGGCAACAACAAUCUAUCCAUGCUUCAUUUGAGAAACAAUCCAAUCAAGAUAAGCAUGGGUAUCGAAUCCGCUUAGCAACUCCAGUUGAUGUAGUAAGACUUCUUGUGAAACAAGACUUGACAUUUCGAGGUCAUGAUGAAUCUAAAUUAUCACUUAACAUAGGUAAUUUUCUUAAGUUUCUUCCAUUUUAUGCUAGAAAGUGUGAUGAAAUUCAUAGUUUUGUAUUGGAAAAUGCUCCUCAAAAUGACGAAAUGACUUGUCCAAAUAUUCACAAAGAUAUUGUGAUUGCUUGCAAUAUUGAAACAAUUAAGAGCAUCAUAAAGGAACUAAAUGGUGAUUAUUUUUCCUUAUUGAUUGAUGAAUCUUUUGAUGUUUCAUGCAAGGAGCAAAUGACGGUUGUUUCACGAUAUGUUGAUAAAAGAGGAUUUGUGAUGGAGAGACUUCUUGACAUUGUUCAUGUUAAAAAUAAUAGUGCUUUAUAUCUAAAAGAAGCAAUUGUCAAUUUACUUUCUCAACAUUCCUUGAGUUUAUCUUAUGAAGUUGGUAUUUUUAGAGCUUGGGAUACUCAUUGGGGAUCUCACUUCAAAUCUUUUAACUGUUUUAUUCUCAAGUUUGGUGCAAUUAUGGAUAUUCUUGAUAAUAUUGUUGAAACUGGACAUUCUAUGGAUGAAAGAUUCAGGGAGCAAGACAUUGCAAAUAUCAUGCUACUUGUUAAAGCGGCCAAGAGAAGGCUACAAGAGUUGAGGGAAAAUGAAAAACAAGAUUUAUUUGUUGUUGAGGUGUCUACAUUUUGUAUCAAGUAUAAUAUUUUGGUACCUAAUUUUGAUGAGUCGUAUGUUAAUUCUGGAAGAUCACGACAUAAAUCUGUUGAUUAUACUAUUUUUCAUCAUUAUCGUGCUGAAGUAUUUUGUAAAAUAAUUGAUUGGCAAUUACAAGAACUCAAUGAUCGUUUUAAUGAGGUGACACCUAAGUUUCUUUAUGGAGUUGCUUGUUUGAAUCCAGUAGGCUCAUUUUCAAGUUUUGAUAUUCAGAAAAUAAUGAGAAUGACUGAAUUAUAUCCCGAAGACUUUGAUGAACUUAGCAUGUUUGCACUUGAGAAUCAACUUGCAAAUUACAUUAUUGAUGUUCGUGAUAUCGAUAAAAGGUUAUCUGAUUUACAUGGGCUUUGUGAUCUUUCAAAAAGAUUGUUUUAG
This is a messenger RNA of Solanum tuberosum (potato), 1197 nucleotides long. RefSeq lists its product as uncharacterized. NCBI's taxonomy places the organism in Eukaryota, Viridiplantae, Streptophyta, Magnoliopsida, Solanales, Solanaceae. The record is from RefSeq and is a predicted model, not a curated record. The transcript has 3 exons. Bases 1 to 1197 code for a protein of 398 amino acids.